Molecule: messenger RNA, 933 nt
Organism: Musca domestica (house fly)
Lineage: Eukaryota; Metazoa; Arthropoda; Insecta; Diptera; Muscidae
Product: brachyurin
Exons: 2
Coding region: 84-890 (268 amino acids)
Biological process (GO): proteolysis
Molecular function (GO): serine-type endopeptidase activity
Source: RefSeq, a predicted model, not a curated record
GGAGCUUUAGCUGGGCAACAACGAACGCAUCGCAUUGUCGCAUACAGAAUCAACUGAGUCUAAUAGCAGAAACAACGGCAGAAAUGACAAGGAUUACCAUUGCUUUUUUGAUAAUAUGUUUAUCAGUGGGAUUACAACAAAUACUGGCAGCUAAGUUAGAGGGCCGCAUUGUCUCCGGCUACAAGGCCUCACCGGGCCAAUUUCCCUGGCAGGUAAUCAUCAGACAGGAUGAGUUCGAUGAUCUUUUGUGUGGUGGCUCGAUUAUUUCCGAUUCCUGGGUCUUAACUGCCGGCCAUUGUUGUUAUGGCUUUGAAUCCCUGCUGCUUGUGUUUGGAACCAUCGAAUUAUUCGAUGAUACGGCUCUCAACAUGACCGCCACAAAUCUAAACGUUCAUCCCCAAUAUAAUCCCACAAAUUAUAACAAUGAUGUGUGUCUCAUAGAGUUACCCGAACCGCUGACAUUCUCCACAGAUAUUGCACCAAUUACCCUGAUGCCAACGGCUUUGGUAACGGAAAAUUUGACGGGUUCGGUGGCAGCAAUUUCCGGCUUUGGCAUCAUGAAUGAUGAAUACAUGGACGCUUCGGAGGAAUUGUUAUGGGCUCAGGUGCAAGUGAUUGAUAACAGUGAUUGUAGUGGUGUCUAUGAACCGGGUUUGGUCAUAGCAUCCACACUGUGUGCCAAGGGUUAUGACAUUGCCAAUAUGUCUAUUUGUAAUGGUGACUCGGGUGGUGCUUUGGUUAAACGUGAUCCCAAUUAUAAUUGGAUACAAAUCGGUAUAAAUUCAUUUGUGCCCAUGGAUCAGUGUACGGAGGCCUUGCCAUCGGCAUAUGCCAGACUUUCGUAUUUCCUUCCAUUCAUUUACAGUGUAACAGGAUUGCCAAGAGUUUAGAAAAAAUGUUUGCAGAAAAAAUAAAAAAAGAAUUUAAAAGAAA